AUGCUGGCGUCACUCGGCAGCAUCGGGGGCAGCUUCUUUGAGGACGGGUCGGGCAGCGAGGGGGACGACGAGCCGCCAGACGCCGCAGCGCUGCACACGGGGCAGCGGCUGCAGCCCUCUGGUGCAGCCUUUGCCGGCGGGCCCAUCCCAGAGCUGCAGCCGCACCGGCACUAUCAGCACGCGGUGGGGUGGGGCCCGCUGCCCUCGCAGCAUUCUGUUGGCGGCGAAUACAACAAUGUUGGCGGCGCUUAUGCUGCAGACCCCGGGAUGAGUGCCAGCGUGGACACCUUCUCGGCAGCUUCCCCUGUCAGCACCUGGCCGCCGCAGGGGCCAGGCUCCAGCUUUGGCGGCUGGAGCGCCCUGUUUGCGGCCGACGGCCCGCGGCAGGCGGUGCAGGAGACGGCAGCCACGGCGUUGCAGCGGCAGCAGCAGCAGCAGCAGCAGCAGCCCGACCAGCUGCUGCACAUCGUGGGCGCGCACCCCAUAACUUUGCUGCCCGCCUUCGGCUCCGAGGCGCAAGCCCUGCCCGGCAGCAAGACCGCUGGCUCCUCCGCCCGCACCAAGCACGGCAGCGCCAAGCGUCGCACCGCCGCGGGUCGCCGCUCGGGCGGGUCCCCGCCCGGCGGCCCGCCGCACUUCCAGCACCUCGUGUUUGGCGGCGGCGGGGCGCGCACGAUCGCGUACGCCGGCGCCGUUCACGCGCUGCGCACGCUGGGGCUGGUGCGGCGCCUGGACAGCGUGGCGGGCGCCAGCGGUGGCUCCAUCCUGGCGGUGAUGGCGGCGCUGGACCUGGGGCCGCAGGAGGUGAGGGCCAGUGGGGACAGGGGGGUGGGAUAG
Messenger RNA from Monoraphidium neglectum, 837 nucleotides. RefSeq lists its product as hypothetical. Lineage: Eukaryota; Viridiplantae; Chlorophyta; Chlorophyceae; Sphaeropleales; Selenastraceae. Bases 1 to 837 code for a protein of 278 amino acids. The transcript has a single exon. The record is from RefSeq and is a predicted model, not a curated record. Gene Ontology annotation, biological process: lipid metabolic process.